AAGGAUCCUCUCACUCAUAACUUGCUAUCAAAAUUUCACAGUACGUACAAUGGCUUUUUAUCGCACAAACCUUCCCACUUGUUUGUUAGCCCUUGUUUCAGUCAUCUUUAUUAUGUUAGCCACAAAUAUAAACUCAGUUCAAGCACUGUCUUUCAGUUUCACCAAAUUCUACCCUGGAAAUUCUGCCAUCACCCUCCAAGGCGAUGCCCAGAUUUUAUCCAAUGGUGUCUUGGCACUGACCAACAGUACACCACUUCCUCCAUCUAUAACUCUUCCAACUACCGGUCGUACCUUAUAUACAACACCUUUAACCCUUUGGGACAGUGUUACUGGCAAUGUUGCCAGCUUUGUCACUUCCUUUUCUUUCGCCAUAGCGACCGCGGAAGGACGUGCCGCAACCGAUGGACUGGUCUUUUUCAUUGCACCACAAGACACUGUGAUUCCCGACAACUCAGACAGUUUAUAUCUUGGAGUAGUUGAUAGUAAAACUUCAAUCAACCGGUUUGUUGGUGUCGAGUUUGACCUUUAUGCCAAUUCUUUUGAUCCCUAUAAGAGACAUAUCGGAAUCGACAUCAACUCCUUAAUUUCCACCAAGACAGUGAGAUGGAACUGGGUGAGUGGUUCAUUGACUAAAGCAACUAUAAUCUAUGACUCUCCUUCUAACGCAUUGACUGUAGUUGUCACUUAUGCAAAUGGUAAAAUUUCUACCAUUUCACAAGCGGUUGAUUUGAAAGCUGUGCUUCCCAACAUUGUUAGGAUUGGUUUUUCUGCUACUUCAAUAAAUGGUGCAGCACACAACAUCCAUUCAUGGUCAUUUACAUCAAACUUGGUAACAACAACAAGCAGUGUCUCAGACAUAUGAAUAAUGUUGUUGCAAGUUAUGCUUAUUAGCAGCUUGUAAUAACUAUCUACUAUUUCUAAAUAAAAACCCUGCUUACUAGCUAGCAGCUUGUGUGAUUUUCUUUAUUUUAAGCAGUAUGUGUGACCUCUAUGUACGUGUUUUCUUUUAAAAUAAAGACCAUGUUUCUAUUAA
Messenger RNA from Vicia villosa (hairy vetch), 1033 nucleotides. Its product is annotated as non-seed lectin-like. The transcript has a single exon. Gene Ontology annotation, molecular function: carbohydrate binding. Bases 50 to 862 code for a protein of 270 amino acids. Lineage: Eukaryota; Viridiplantae; Streptophyta; Magnoliopsida; Fabales; Fabaceae. The record is from RefSeq and is a predicted model, not a curated record.